This is a messenger RNA of Varanus komodoensis (Komodo dragon), 1125 nucleotides long. RefSeq names its product neuropeptide Y receptor type 6-like. Bases 1 to 1125 code for a protein of 374 amino acids. Gene Ontology annotation, molecular function: neuropeptide binding; neuropeptide Y receptor activity. Gene Ontology annotation, biological process: G protein-coupled receptor signaling pathway. Gene Ontology annotation, cellular component: plasma membrane; neuron projection. The transcript is spliced from 2 exons. Lineage: Eukaryota; Metazoa; Chordata; Lepidosauria; Squamata; Varanidae. The record is from RefSeq and is a predicted model, not a curated record.
AUGGAUAAAACCAUUCAAGAUCCUGGCAUGAGUCCAUCAGUUGCAAACAGCAGCAAGUCCCAGGUUAUGCAGUUUGAAUCCUGCCAUCCUUCUCUUCCUGCAAUCUUCCUGCUCAUCACGGCGUAUGCAAUAGUCACGCUGGUGGGGCUUGUUGGCAACCUUUGCCUGAUUGUUAUCAUCAGGAAACAGAAAGAGAACCAAAACGUCACCAACAUUUUGAUUGCCAAUCUCUCCAUCUCUGAUAUCUUCAUUUGUGUCAUGUGCAUUCCUUUCACUGUGGCAUACACUUUGAUGGAUUAUUGGGUGUUUGGAGAAGCCAUGUGUAAACUAACUUCCUUUGUGCAAAGCAUGUCCAUCACUGUCUCUACAUUCUCCCUUGUGUUAAUUGCUGUCGAGAGGUAUCAGUUAAUAGUGAACCCACGUGGUUGGAAGCCCAACAUUUCUCAUGCAUUCUGGGCAAUUAUCUUCAUUUGGGCAUUUUCUCUAAUAAUAUCAACUCCCUUUUUCAUAUUCCACCAAAUCACUGAUGAUCCCCUUAGAAACCUUUCUUACCACAAUGAUAUCUAUGCCAACAAAGUUGUCUGCAUUGAGGUGUGGCCAUCCAUUGAAGAGCGGCUUGGCUUUACCACCACCAUGUUAGUUUUCCAGUAUUUCUUCCCACUUGUGUUCAUUUUCAUCUGUUAUCUAAGGAUAUUUGUAUGUCUACGGAAGAGGCAUAAUAAAGUCGAUAAAGUUAGGGAGAAUGAGAACAGACUAAAUGAGAAUAAAAGGAUUAACAUUAUGCUGAUUUCAAUUGUUCUGACCUUUGGGACAUGUUGGUUACCCCUGAAUGUAUUUAACAUAGUGUUUGACUGGAACUAUGAGGCCCUCAUGAACUGCCACCAUAAUGUGGUCUUUACCUUGUGCCACUUAGUAGCCAUGAUUUCAACAUGUGUCAAUCCAGUCUUCUAUGGAUUUCUUAACAAGAAUUUUCAAAAGGAUUUGGUUGUUCUGCUUCAUAAUUUGAGAUGCUUUGAAUCUCGAAGGAUAUAUGAGAACAUUGCCCUUUCAACUCUGAACACUGAUGUAUCAAAGGGCUCCUUGAAACAAAGUUCCCCUGUCCCUGCAGAAGAGGCUAAUAACUAG